GCAUGCGCAGUGCCGGCCAGAGGCUUGUCACGGUGCUAGCAGGACAGGAUGGAGGCGGUGGUCGAGAUGCUCCACACCUGGUGACAGAUCGCCUCACCCACUGUUCGAGGAAGGAGCUUCUACCUGAACGUGCCAGUGACUGAGGCGCUGUGUGUUCACCGCCGGACGGUUUCUGGCUCGAGAUGGGAAAAGGCUGUAAGGUCGUGGUGUGUGGCCACGCAGCAGUUGGCAAAACUGCCAUCUUGGAGCAGCUGCUGUACGGAAAUCACGCUGUAGGCUCCGAGUCCAGUGAGACGCAGGAGGACGUGUACGUGGCCUCGGUGGAAACUGACCGCGGCGUGAAGGAGCAGCUGAGGCUCUACGACACCAAGGGCCUGCACGACGGACAGGACCUCCCCAAGCACUAUUACUCUGUGGCAGACGGCUUCGUGCUCGUCUACAGUGUCGACAGCGUGGAGUCUUUCAAGAGGGUGGAUAUUCUGAAGAAGGAAAUAGACAAAUCCAGAGAUAAAAAAGAGGUGACGGUCGUAGUGCUGGGCAACAAGACGGACCUGCGGGAGCGCCGGCAGGUGGACCAGGAGGCGGCGCAGCAGUGGGCGCGAGGCGAGAAGGUGAAGCUGUGGGAGGUGAGCGUCACCGAGCGCAACUCGCUCAUCGAGCCCUUCACCCAGCUGACCAGCCGCCUCACGCAGCCUCAGAGCAAAUCCUCCUUCCCUCUGCCUGGGCGCAAGAGCAAGGGCACGCCAUCCAACGACAUGUGACGCGACGCGCCCCCCCCCCCCAACACACACACACUCCUCUCUGCUCCCGUUAGCGACAGGCUGCAUUCACAUCACAUGGGGACAACUGGCAGGACAACGGGGAUAGCCUUUAGCUUAGCAACAUGACUUUUAUUACUGCUGUGUCCAUUCAACCACUUCACACACAGUCAUUUACUCAUAGACGACGUUCACAUGAUGAAGGAGCAGUUUAUCGUUUGGUAAUUCACUUAUUGAGAGUCAGAGGAGAAGAUAGUUCCUGUGUGUACACAGAGCUGGAGUGUGAAUGUGUGAUCCUAGAACAAAGAGAGGGCAGAGGACUGGAUGCUGUAAAAAAAAAAAAAAACAGAAAAGAAAUGUCCCCUAAAGCUUCUAAAGCUGACCAAUGUACACUAGUUAAUUAACAAUGCACAUGUUAUCCAACACUUCUGUACAGCACGUCCGGCCGCAGGGCUACCAGCGCCGGUCGCCGAGCACAGGUUUUGGUGUUGUUGCACAAGCUCGAUGGUAACCAGGCAACAUCACAGUGGUGACAAGAAAUUUAAGGACAGUAAAAUAUAUACAUUAAUGUGGGCUCAGGUGGUAACUACAUCUGCCUGUACAGAAAAUAAAACCUGUGCUCACUAACCACAUCUGGCAGCAGCUGGGGUCACUGAACCGAAGUGUUGGGCACAGACGGCAAACGUGCAGUGGCCACUUCACUGGGUACAACGUGCGCAGGUUAAAAUGAACAACCCAUAACUUCUACCCUCACAGAGUUUAUAACAUCCACUUCUUACUUACAACUGUUUUAACACCAUCACCGAAAUAUAUGAUUGAAUUUACACCUACAGUAGUGUCAACAAUUUAAAUGCUUUAGACAUGAAUGAAGGUAGAUUUUUAUGGCUGAGCAGUUGUUAGACUAAUGGAAAUAAAAACCAGGCGAGCAGCUUUUCUCCACUCGAUGCUAAGCUAAGGCCAAACAAGUCCCGUCCCCUGCUCCAUGCUUCACUUACAGACACGAGGGUUCUCAUUAUCGCCUCUCGCUCCGGGAGAGAAGUUAAACGCUGAACAUCCCAACAUGAGCACGUUUGUGGCCGUUCGUCUUUUCCAGCAGACGACAAACCAAAACCACAAAUAAAAUAUCUCUAACCCAGGCUUAUCAAUACAGUGAUCUCAUCACUUUAGCCGAUCCUAAAGAGAAAAAAACCCCAAACGUUAGCAUUUUAGUACCAAAGAUUUGAGAUGACCCAAACACAGAUGUUUACGUUUGACACCUUUCAGUUGUGCUGGUGGAACAAUGUGCCACGUCCACUGCUCUUUUCACUGGACACGGGUAGUUCAAGUCCACAGGUCUAUCUUAUGUUAAUACAAUGUACAUUUGAGGAGUUGGUACCCCCCCCCCCCCCUCAUGGCGGAUGAGGAGAUCCCAAUCCAAGGCUUCUAUAUAGACAAGAGCUGGAGGAGAGGGAACAAAAUACAGUUCACUCACAAUUUAUUUAUGCACUGAACAAACGACUCUUCAGGACCACAACAGACAUGUUUAAUGACUACAGCCACCUUGAACUCUAUGAACAUAGAAUCGAUGUAAGAAGUCGGAUUCUCUCGUAAGCACUGACGCCAUGAAAACCGCUUCCUUCAGUAGUUCGUAGACUUCAAGGGGCAGUAAGCGAUUUUGGAGAAAGCUUUGAUGUUGUUGAUUUGUAUUCUAUUUUUUUUACUUCACUGGUCGGGGCUCGAACCAGCAGCCUCGAGGUCGGGAGACGGACGCGCUAACCCACAAGGCCAAACCCCUGAGUUUGCCUGGGACAGCGUCUGUCUCUAGCACGUCUGAUAAGGUGUCGGGGAGGGAUGUUUACAAACUGCACAGUGUUGUGUGGUCCACACCAUUUUUGUUGGUUUUCAAUUUACAGAGCCAGGACUGAGAACACCGUACCGACAGCUAGAGGACCACGAGGAAAUAUUCAUUGAAUUUACAAAAACUGUAUUGGAUUAAAGUCGCUUAUUGCCCCUUUAACAGUAUGUGUCAAAUAGUUUUGUACCUGAAACGUUAAUUCCCAACUGAUGUGAACGCAGCAUUAAUCCGGCUUCGUGCAGUCUGUGUCAAACACUAAAUAUGGCUCCUCAGCAAUAAUGUUCACGGUACGACCUUUACUUUCAUGUCUGACGUUAGCUGCUCUCCUGUGUCGUCCAGCCUUUAUAAUCCAAUAGAUACUAGUUAAUGCUCUGUGUGUGUGUGUGUGUGUGUGUGUAAGAGAGAGAAUGUGUGUAAGCCUUUUUAAGAGUAGAAAUCAAUGUUGAGGAAAUAUUUAUUUUUUAACUAAUUUAUUCUUGUCACUUUAAUGAGCGUCAUUCCUUGAUGAGGUGGUGAGAUGAUGUGAUGGAUGAGCUGCGCUGUUUUCUGUCCUCGAUGUCCCGGAGUAAAAACCUCUCAUGUGCUGCUAGUGGAACAGACUCUCUGCGGUCUCGCUAACCCCAAAACUCUUCUGUGCUCUAAUCUGUCUUAAAAUAAAAACCUCUUCAUACUUAA
Messenger RNA from Scophthalmus maximus (turbot), 3267 nucleotides. RefSeq names its product NFKB inhibitor interacting Ras-like 1 (gene nkiras1). Lineage: Eukaryota; Metazoa; Chordata; Actinopteri; Pleuronectiformes; Scophthalmidae. The transcript has 4 exons. Gene Ontology annotation, molecular function: GTPase activity; GTP binding. Bases 183 to 761 code for a protein of 192 amino acids. The record is from RefSeq and is a predicted model, not a curated record. Gene Ontology annotation, biological process: canonical NF-kappaB signal transduction.